Messenger RNA from Bolinopsis microptera, 3105 nucleotides. Its product is annotated as tyrosine-protein kinase transmembrane receptor Ror-like. Gene Ontology annotation, cellular component: plasma membrane; signaling receptor complex. Gene Ontology annotation, molecular function: transmembrane receptor protein tyrosine kinase activity; ATP binding. The transcript has 10 exons. Gene Ontology annotation, biological process: cell surface receptor protein tyrosine kinase signaling pathway; multicellular organism development; positive regulation of kinase activity. NCBI's taxonomy places the organism in Eukaryota, Metazoa, Ctenophora, Tentaculata, Lobata, Bolinopsidae. The record is from RefSeq and is a predicted model, not a curated record. Bases 1 to 2100 code for a protein of 699 amino acids.
AUGGUUAUACUUUCUCUGGGCAGCAUUGAUAAUUCUUUCAACAGCAGACACUGCACCGUUAAAGCCAUUAACGCAGUCUUCGAUCCUCCACACAGUACCUCCCAGAAAGAGCAAUAUCGCAAGAAGAAGUCCAUCAAAGCGAUCUCUAGUGAAUCAGCUACCAUCUGGUCCACUGACCAAGAUGUACAAGAUUUGUCUGCUGAUAACUGUGCCGACGAAGAAGCCUUUCAUUCAAUAAGCGGAACAUUUGAGGUGUAUAAACUGACAGCAUCAGCUGGUGUAGGCUGGGAUGAAAACGAAAAAAUAACGUUUACAUGCAGAAUAAGCUACAACGUAGACUAUACUUGUGAAGAGAACAAUCUCCUACAACCAACCAUAGAAAACAUUUCAUUGGCCAUCAACGGGGUCGUUCAGGUAGAUGGGGACCGUUUAUCUUCAAGAUAUGAAAGCGAAAAUUCAAAAAAGUAUUUUGAUGUCACUCUGCACUACGAGUCCCAUACAAACGCUAAUCUUUCCUGUAUAAACAACCUGACCGAUAAAGCAACCUUGGUUUCCCAAGAACUGAAGGUAGAGAAAGUAGAUGAACUUUAUGAAGUUGACAUCACUCCUUCAACCACCACCAUCAAGGUAGGAUCAAGCUACACUCUUACCUGUCUUCUCAGAACUCACAGAGCGAUGGAGUACAUUUGGUGGAGUAGACGCAUGGAAGGAGGAGGAAGAGAAACAGAAAUAAACUGCGAUCAGGAGGAUCAGGAGGAGUUCUCAUGCUCAAACUCGACCGAACCAGCAAUGUCCACGCUUAUCGUAACUACACAAGAAACAGAGGAGUACAAGGAGGAGCGGUACUUCUACCACUGUAGAGCAGUCUCCACGGACCACUCCAACCAACCUAAAGCAGAGGCCAGGGUCACAGUGUUAGCUAUAGACCGGACCUGGAUAACAGUGCUAGGAGCACUGGGUGGGGUAGUGUUUGGGGGGACCUUCUUCGUGGUGAUACUUCUUACGCUAAUCAGGUGGAGACAGAGGAGAAAGAGCGCUCGGAGUAUCCGGAUGGUGGAGACACGGAACGCUAUAAUGGCAGCAAGACAAACAUCCAAUGACUUCGACGGAGACAGGGUAGCAGCUGAUGCGUUCUUGUUGGCCAUGGAGACAGUUAACAGCAUCAUGGACCGGAUUAAGAAAAAGCACUCAGCGUGGGAAAAAGAUAAGUCGAAAAUACAAAUAAAGCAAACACUUGGCGAGGGAAACUUUGGAUUGGUCUUGUUGGGACAGAUGCCGAAUGAAUUCGGGAUCAUCCAACCCGUCGCCAUUAAGACGAUCAAAGAACAAGGAAUAGAGGUCUCGGCACUGCUUGAUUUUGAGAAGGAGAUGGAGGUGAUGGUGACGUUGAAACACAGAAACAUCGUCAACUUGUUGGGAAUCUGUGCUCUGACCCUGCCCUUCUACAUAAUCAUGGAGUACAUGGAGAACGGACAGCUUAACAGCUACCUCAAUCAAUUUGCUCCAUCCAGGGAGGAACCACUGGGAGGUCUGAGUGUAGGACAGCUUGCCUGGAUGUGCCAGCAGCCGUGUGAUGCGCUGGAAUACCUUGCCACCAAUAAUAUGGUGCACAGAGACGUCAGCGCGAGGAACUGCUUGGUCGGAAAGAACCUACAAGUGAAGCUAGCAGACUUUGGUUUGUCCAGAGACACAUCCGCCAACGAUAAGAAUUAUUAUAAGAAGGAAGGAGGGAUGGUGCCGAUCAAGUGGAUGGCACCAGAAGCUCUAACCUAUGGAAGAUACACUACUGCUAAUGACGUUUGGGCAUUCGGAAUUCUGGCAUGGGAGGUAUUCUCAUUUGGUGCUCUGCCGUACCAGCAUCUUACUAACCAGCAAGUCAUGGUUAACAUUUGUAAGGGAGAGCGUCUCGACCGACCUCAUCUCUGUCCGGACGGUUUAUGGGAAGUGUUGCUGAAAUGUUGGGCAGACACCCCCGAUGAGAGGAUCCAGUUUCAAGCUCUGCUGGCGUUCUUCAAAGAGUACUCUGAGGAAACCUCCGAAUUUACCGAGCCAAGAACUGAGUUCUCGAUACAGAAUUCGCAGACGUCCGUUGAAUAUUAAACACAUAUUCAUUGGAAUGCAUCUGAUGAAAUUAAGUAACUGAAAUGUGUGUGGAAAUUCAUGAUAAUAAGUAGCAGAAAUGUGUGUGGAAAUUCAUGAAAUUUGUUGAUUGUGUGACUUAACGAUAUCCGGACUAAAUGAGUGAACAUAUUAUCUAGGAUGGCAAUAAAUAUGUUAAUAUAUUGUGUGCUGUACCUCAGAAUAUUGUUCCAGCCAUGGGACAACACAUAGCAGAGUGCUCGUCUGCCAUAUUUAUCUGCCAAGGUCGGAUCACAUCCUUGUUUCAGUAGGUAAUACACCUGAGCGUUAAGUGAUUGUUAUCAGUUAUGCUAUUUUUUAAAUAUUACCAUUUUUAAUGUUUUAAAUUAUAAUAUUGGUGAAUCAAGAUUAUUGUUUUUAAUAUGUUUUUAAUUAUUUUAGUACUUAUUUUAAAACUUAUUUUGAGCCUUAUAAAGCAUUCCACGCAAUAUUGUGAUGUAUAUUAGCGCUUUAACUGGUUUCUUGGUUAUACAGAGAAGCACUCACGAUUACUUAUCAACUAGCUAAGUUAUUUUAAUUAAUAAUUAAGUUUUAAUAAUAUAGUCUGUAUUUUUCACGGACUGUGUCAGGGUGAUCGCCAACCACCGCCCAAAUGAGGGGCGUUCUCUUAGCUCGAGCAUCUGGAAGAUCUUUGUUUUCAUCUUCUAACAACGCCACUACUUGAUCCGUUCUCCCUGAUAGACAAUGAUAAAUAUUUGCUUUAAUCUCAACUUUUUUAAAUGAGUGGCAUGGAAGAAUUUCCUAUUAACUUUUGAUAUUUUGAUCAGAGUUUCUUUUUCGAUAUUUUCUCUUCCACCUUUCACAGAAAUUAUUUGAUUACGUUUAUAAAGUGGUGACCAAUCCUUAAUUAGUGAACACGUGAUUACUUGAUCAUUGAAGAGGCUAUGUUGGUCAGUUGGAUUGUUUCAGUUUUUAUUCUAUUUUUACUGAUAAUUUUGUAUUGCGAAAUUUAUUUUCUUCGUUUGA